CGCUGGCUCCUCCCCGCUUCCCUCAGCAGCUGAUCCUCAGCUGCAGCCCGCGCCUCCCGGCCCGGCUCUAGCGUGGCGCCGCCGCCGGUUAACUCGCUGCUGGAGCGGCGCGGGGGGACAGACACACUCGCCCCUGCGGGGGGACGGUAACGUUCGCCACUCCGGGGACGGACGGACACGUUCGCCGCUCCGAGCACCUUCUCGGGCAAGCACGCGUUCGCCGCUGCAGGAACUUGCAGGGCGCCGGACACACUCGCCGCUCCGGGGACCUUUUGGGGGAAGGACACGUUCGCCACUCGGAGGACCUGCCGGGGAACGGGACCCUGUACUUCUCAGGUAACAUCUGAUAGCGUGUCAGACAACAGGAGUGUUAUUCAAAGGGUGAUGUCCCUGAGGUGCUGCACAGACCCCCAGUCCCACCUUGCAGCUGACUGCAUGCUGCCUGUGCACAAAAUGAGCAGCUUGAAACUUUCAGGCCAUGAUGAAAUCCCACAAUGCCAUUUUGAGAGGAUGAGGUGAAGGGGGAGAAAAGGCAAUAAAAAAUGGCCAAGCAAACAGCUGUGACGAUUACUUUGGCGACCCUGCUGGGUGUAGCAUUGGGGGGCCUGGUUUUGUGGAAAGCGACCCAGCAUCGGAAAGGAAAAACACGCUGUAGUAGUCAGCAAGAGGAAGCAGCAGGAAAGUCAGGAGAUGAGAAACUCAUUAAGGCAGAGGAUAAGAAGGUGCUUUCCUUCUUCAGAGCUCCCACCUUUUUCUGGAUAGAGAGGACCCUUGGUGCAGACAUAGUGAUAGUUUCAGAUCAGGAGGAGUGGGAUCAUGCUGAACCAUUGCUGAAGAAGGAGAUGGAGAAGUGGCCAGUUCUUGGAAUUGAUUGUGAGUGGGUAUCUGUGGAGGGAAAAGCAAAUCCUGUAUCCCUCUUGCAGAUGGCUUCUUCCAGUGGCCUCUGCAUUCUUGUUCGAUUGCCCAGGCUUGUUGCCAGUGGCCAGACUCUUCCAAAGACCCUGGUGGACAUCAUGGCAGAUAGUGCUGUGUUGAAAGUUGGGGUAGGAUGCUGGGAAGAUGCUUGCAAAUUGCUUCAUGAUUAUGGUCUUCCAGUCAAAGGGAGCAUGGAUCUCCGGUAUUUAGCCAUGAGACAGCGGAAGGAUCUACUUCACAACUGCCUUAGCCUUAAGUCUUUAGCUGAAAAAGUCCUGAACUUCCCGCUUGACAAAUCUCCUCAUGUGCGUUGCAGCAACUGGGAAGCAGAAGAACUGACACAAGAUCAGGUUCUCUAUGCUGCUAGGGAUGCCCAGGUCUCAGUGGCUCUGUUCUUCCAUUUGCUGGGAUUUACCAGCCUCCCUGAUACAUCUGAAGGUGAAAACUCUGUCACUGCUUGGGAGAAAGCACGGGGUAAAUGCCAGGGCUUGGUGGAUAUCCCAUUUAGAGGAAGAAAGAGUGGCAGCACAGGAGAGGAGAAGAGUGGAGAGGGACGUUCCCCUCAGAAGACGAAGAAUCGGAAAUCUUGGGUGAAUGGUCAGCCCUCUGGCAAUCAGCAAAUGAGAGAUCCACGGAGGCAGAAGCGAAAGCCUCUGGGUGUGGGAUAUUCUGCAAGAAAAUCUCCACUGUAUGACAACUGCUUCCUGCAUGCACCAGAUGGACAGCCCCUGUGCACUUGUGAUCGCAAGAAGGCUCAGUGGUAUUUGGAUAAGGGGAUUGGAGAGCUAGUUAGCACAGACCCUUUUGUUGUGAAGCUGCGUUUUGAGCCUUCAGGACGUCCUGAGUCUCAAGUUGAUUAUUAUCUGACAGUCAAAGAAAACCUCUGCGUUGUAUGUGGCAAGCGAGAAUCCUAUAUCCGGAAGAAUGUUGUUCCUCACGAAUACAGAAGACACUUCCCCAUCCAGAUGAAGGAUCACAACUCGCACGAUGUGCUCCUGCUCUGCACAUCCUGCCAUGCCAUCUCCAAUUACUAUGACAACCACCUCAAGCAGCAGCUGGCCCAGGAGUUUGGGGCUCCCAUCGGCUCCGAGGAGGGUGUGCGUCUCCUGGAGGACCCUCUGCGCAGGCAAGUGCGCUCGGGGGCGCGCGCCCUGCUGAAUGCAGACAGCCUGCCUGACCCCCGCAGGGCAGAGCUGCUGCAAAGCAUCAAGGACUUCUAUAACACAGAUACAGUCACUCCAGAGAUGCUCCAGGCAGCAGCUGGUCUGGAAACCAGGAUCUGCAAUGAGAGCUACGUGCCACAUGGACUGAAGGUGGUUCAGUGUUGUGCUAAAGGAGGCCUGCGCUCUCUCAUGCAGCUGGAAAGACGCUGGCGGCAGCAUUUCUUGGACAGCAUGAAGCCCAAACACCUCCCAGAGCAAUGGUCAGUGGACCAUAACCAUGUGAAGUUGAUCCAAAAGUAUGGGGAGGAUCUUCAGAUCAAGCUGUCAUGAAACUAACUUCCUGGACUCUGGAUAGUGUCUAAUGGACAUAUGUAACUGAAGAUGGAAAGACUAUUUUUAUUUCUAUGUCUCCACUAACACCUGGGGCCUGGGUUUGCAAAAAGACAGCAGUAGGUCUGCCAGAUUUGCCAGUUAAAUUUGGCAGUUUGUAGAAUUAAAUCCAUUAACUUGAACUUUCAGCUAGUUUGGAAGUUUAAUCCUAGUCUGUCACUUACUAGUUCAGGGAAGAAGUGAUAUGAUAAGGGAACUUGUCAUCUCAAAGUGACUAUGAAGAAUCAUUUUCUUGCUCCUAGGAUGUCUGAUGCCUCCAGACCAUCUCUCAUAAUAGAGUUCAGAGAAGGGCAACAAAAGCACAAUAGAUGAAUGUUUCUAGAUUUUUCUGACAUACCUUUGUGCCCUUGGCUUUACCUUGAGGCCAACAGGAGCAGGGAGGUCAUUCUUCCCCUGUACUCAGCACUGGUGAGGCCACACCUUGAGUGCUGUGUCCAGUUCUGGGCCCCUCAGUUUGGGAAGGACGUUGAGACACUUGAGCAUGUCCAGAGGAGGUCAACGAGGCUGGUGAGGGCUUGGAGCACAAGCCCUGUGAGGAAACGGCUGAGGGAGCUGGGGGUGUUUAGCUUGGAGACUCAGAGGUGACCUUAUCACUCUCUACAACUUCCUGAAAGUGGUUGUAGUCUGGUGGAGGUUGGUCUCUUUCUCCAGGCAGCAACUGACAGAACCAGAGGUCACAGUCCUAAGCUGCACCAAGGGAAAUGUAGGUUGGAUAUUAGGAAAAAGUUUUUUACAGAAAGGGUGAUAAAAUAUUGGAAUAGUUUGCCUGGAUGUUGGUGGAGUCACCAUCCCUGGAUAUGUUUAAAAAAAGACUGGAUUGUGGCACUCAGUGCCAUGGUCUAGUUGAGGUGUUCGGGCUGGGUUGGAGUUGAUGAUCUUGAAGGUCUCUUCCAACUGAAUGAUACGGUGAGGAUCUUCGUGAUAAAAAUCUUUCUUUGUUUUCAGUGCAAUUGUAUUCCUAGGAGUUCUUUCUAGAGAAGAAACCCUGCCAGAGAGAGAUUCAUUGUAUCGAAGAAGCAAAGAAGCCCUAUUUUUUUGCAGAUUCUGAAUGUCUCAGCAUUGCAGAUAGGCCUCAGCAAGUUUCCUGGUGGCAGGUGCCUGAUGAGAAGUGACACUCUGGCAAUAUGAAAAUACCCAUGUCAAGUCUUUUGUUAAACAGCUUCCAGUAACACAGAGUUUAUAAAAAAUGUUUUUCCUAAUUCUGCUUGUUUGUUGUGAGCAGUGUGCUCACAUGUGCAGGGCUGCUACAGAGACAGGGUGGCAUAACUCCUAUGACUGGAGUGUUGGAAUGGAAGGAUGCAGGCCCUUUAGGAAGAACAGGCACUGGAGGCAAGGAGGAGAUGUCACCUUCUAUGUCAGUGAUUGGAUGGAGCACAAAGCUCCAUCCAGAGCGCAUGCAGCUCAGCCUAAGAAUGGAUGAGGAGUCCAUCAAGAGCUUAUGGGUCAGGAUUAAAGGGAGGGCAGGGACAGGUGACAGAGGGGAUCUGCUACAGGUUGCCCGGCCAGGAGGACUGAGUGGAUGAACCCUCUACAGAUAAGAGCAACCUUAUGUUCACAAGGCCCAGUCUUCAUAGGGGACUUCAGCCACCUCAUAUCUGUUGGAGAGGCAACCCAGCAGGGCGUAAGCAAUUCAGGAAGUUCCUAGAAUGCAUUGAUUACUUUUCCAGAAAGUCAGCUGCAUCAUGGGCUGCAUCAAAAGAGGCAUGACCAGCAGAUCAAGGGAGGUGAUUCUUCCCCUCUAUUCUGCUCUUGUGAGACCACCUGGAGUACUGUGUCCAGCUCUGUGGCCCUCAUCAUAAUAGAGCAAGUCCAGAGGAGAACUACUGAAAGAUUAUGAGACGGCUGGAACACCUCUCCUAUGACUUUCUACAAGAGUGUGUAGUGAUAGAACAAGGGUUAAUGGCUUUAAACUGGAAGAGGCUAGGUUUAAAUUAGGUACUGGGAAGAAAUUCUUUACUGUGAGGGUGGUGAGGCUCUGGAACAGCUUGCCAGAGAAGCUGUGAAUGCAUCAUCCCUGGAAGUGUUCAAAGCCAGGUUGGAUGGAGCUAUGAGCAACCUGGUCUAGUGGAAGGUAUCCCAGUCCAUGGCAGGGAUGUUGGAACUGGAUGUUCUUUAGAGUCCCUUCCAACCCAAACCAUUCAGUGAUUCUUUGAAUAGCACUUGGUGAGUACCUUUUCAUAUCAGACUGAAAUAAGGACAGGUGUCUUAAAACGAAUGAGAGGAAACAAUUUAAAUUAAAGACCAGAAGCUUUUAAGAGAUCUGACCACACAUGGCAAAAAAUGGAAAAUUUGAUGUUGUACCUGGAUCUGACAUGUGUGGUGGUGAGCGGGUUAUACUCUCUUCAUGCCUGUUUCUCUGUCUCUAAAAUGGGACUAAUAAUACUUAACUAUCUCACAAGGGUGUUGUGAGGCUUAAUUAAUUCAUGUUUUUGUAAAUGCUUUGACAAUGUAAGCUAGUGUGUGCUCAUUAUUGUUUUUUAAGAUGUGCUGCUGUCUAACUUCCUUAAAUAUUCCUGUUUUUUGUCUGGUGCUAGACCUUAGUUAAAGAUAACUUUUUAAAAAUACACACUCCUUUCUGUACAAUCCCUUUUGAUGAUUUUGAUUGCAUGAGAUGAGUGUGCUUCUACUGAAUGAUGAAGCUAUGCUCAACUUUUAUAUGCCUCUGCAAAGAAGUGUCAGUAAAACCCUUAUCUUCCCACUGCUGUGUAUAGUGCAGUUGACCCACAUUUUUUUAUAACAUUUGGGCAGAAUCCUGGACCUGCUGUGAUUGUGGCUGAAACUGUCCCUUAUCAGAUAAUUCAAGAAAUUUCACAGGCCAGGGGUAAAAACCCUGUUUGUAGCAGAGACUAUUUGAGAUAAGUAGGAGCCAUGGAGAGAAAUGGUACAUUAAUGCCAUCCCAGAGGAGCUGCAAUAGCAGUGUGAGGAAUCAAAGAUUCAUGAUAAAUACUAUUUAUCACAGAGCUGGAAAUGAGAUAAUUUUCAUUAUAAGGGCAAUUUUUUCCCUGUACCACUGGCAAGUCUUAACAAAAAAAUCAUCUAGCCAAAUGUGGUAUGUCUCUGUGUUCAUUCACACAGCUGAUUAUAAUCCCAGCAUGACCUUCCUGCCUACAGCAGCAGUUUGGAUAUAACUUUUUCUCUCCAAAGCAUUUUGAGCAUGUGUUCAGAUAGUGCUAUAUCCUGUCUCCAUCGGAUCGGGGUGUUGAGAGCUCUCUGCGUGACUCAGAAACUCCUUUUCUGUCAUCAGGAGUACAAGGUGUCCAUUUCACCUCUUUGUUCUGCUUUGUUUUUUCUCCCUUUGUUCUGAUAUAGAAACUCCUGAUCAAACUCUUUAAUGGAACCAAUUGGCUGACCACAGGGUCAGGUCUUUUCUGUUUGUGAGACAAGAAAGCAAUGUGGAGACAAGAACUGGACUGCAGAUCCUGUAUUUUUUGAGGAGCCAGUGGUAUCAUUGAAGAGGGUUUUUUCCAAAUCACUUGUUCAGAAAUAGAAACUAGCAAGGAGAACUUCCUCCACAAAUAUUUUCUAAACUAAGAUUCUUUGUUGUUUUUAAGAUAUCCUUAACCUGCAUAAUUUCAAUUAAAUCUGAAAGAAGAGGAGAAGUAAUAUAUUUAUUAUGCAGAAAUAGAUGGGCUUUAUUUUAUUAUGAUUUUAAAUUUUCUACUAGUCUAUAGAUAAAACUUCUUUGUAUGUCUCUGUUGCUAAUUGUUACAGUCUAUAAAAAUUUACUCUUUUACCAGA
This is a messenger RNA of Motacilla alba alba, 6207 nucleotides long. RefSeq names its product exonuclease 3'-5' domain containing 2 (gene EXD2). Lineage: Eukaryota; Metazoa; Chordata; Aves; Passeriformes; Motacillidae. Gene Ontology annotation, biological process: nucleobase-containing compound metabolic process. Bases 543 to 2408 code for a protein of 621 amino acids. The transcript is spliced from 10 exons. Gene Ontology annotation, cellular component: nucleus; cytoplasm. Gene Ontology annotation, molecular function: nucleic acid binding; 3'-5' exonuclease activity. The record is from RefSeq and is a predicted model, not a curated record.